CUCGUCUAGUCGUUUGAGAUGGCAGAAGAUGGAAAGUUCUGAAUUGAGAAGUUCGAUGGUACAAAUUUCAGUUGGUGGAAGAUGCAAAUUGAAGAUUUGCUGGUUCAGAAAGAUUUGGACGUGGUAUUGGGUGACAAGCUAGAAAAGAUGUCGGAUGCAGAUUGGGUAGAUUUGGAUCGGAAAGCUAUGUCCGUGAUCCGCCUCUCGUUGACCAAGAAUGUUGCGUUCAACAUUCUGAAGGAGAAGACAGUGAAGGGAAUUAUGGAUGCGCUGUCUAACAUGUAUGAGAAGCCAUCUGCUGCGAACAAAGUUUUUCUGAUAAGAGAGCUGGUGAACACAAAAAUGAAAGAAGGCACUUCAGUUACCGAGCAUAUCAACAAGUUGAAUUCGAUCUUAGCCAGACUAUUGUCAGUGGGCAUUAAGUUCGAUGAUGAAGUUCAAGCUUUACUACUGCUAUCGUCUUUACCUGAUAGUUGGUCCGGAACGGUUACAGCAGUUACCGGUUCAGUGGGACCCGAUGGAUUCACCUUUGAUCAGAUUCGAGAUCUCGAUGUCAAAGUUGUUCCAGCCUUGAAGAAAAGUUUGAUUUCUGUCAGGCAGUUGGACGAACAGGGACACGAGGUGAAGUUCAGAGAUGGGCAGUGGAAGGUCGUGAAGGGAAAUCUUGUCAUGGCCCGUGGAAGGAAGAGAGGUUCGUUGUAUAUGGUCGAGUUACCAUCUGAGGGAGUGACCGUCCCAGUUCAGAAGAAAAACGAAGUCCGGUUCACAGAGUCUCGUGGGCAGAAUAAGGUUGUCUGUGCAAGAGAGAAACCUAGAGCCACUGGUCAGACUCAGGAUGAACGAGCGUGGAAAGGUUCAAGGGGGCCAGUCAGAGGCAUUGGCGAAGGGAAAUCCACCUCCAGGCCACCACUCUUUGAUGACACCAACUACUCCUAUUGGAAGGAAUGGAUGAGAAUCUAUAUCCGUUCCACCAACUUCCAAUUGUGGUUAGUGAUCAAGAAUGGCGAGGAAAUCCCAAUGAAUAAAGUGGGAGAAACCAUGGUCCCAAAGACCGAAGACGAAUUUGAUGCCGAGGACAUCAAGAAGAUUGAGAAUUAUGCAAAGGCCAUCAAUAUGCAAUAUUGUGCGGUCAACCCCGAUGAAUACCGAAAGAUCUCCUGUUGCACAACCGCCAAGGAGAUGUGGGACAAGCUUGAAGUGACAUACGAAGGUACCGAUCAAGUGCGUGAAGCCAAGAUCGAUUUUCUCACCCAAGAGUAUGAAAUGUUCCGAAUGAAGGAAGGAUCUCUUAAGGAAAAUCCUGCCGAGCCUCACCCCGAAUGGAGAUCAAAAGCCGAUGCAAUCUAUGAAUCCAUUGGAGUCUCCAACGUCACCAUCGACGGGCUAAGAGGUAAUCUUAAAACCUAUGAAUCUACUAUUCUAACCCCGUCUUUGGAUGAACAAAAGAAAAAGGGGAUAGCUCUCAAAGCCACCAAGGAACCGGUGGAAGAGGUUUCAAGCGAUGACGACAAUGAGUUUGGACUCAUCAUCAAGAAGUUUCACAAGUUCAUGAAGAAGGAAUUUGAGCAGAAGGGAAGGAAGCACGACGGUCCUCCCAAGUGCUACGGCUGUGGCGAGAUUGGCCACAUCAAGCCAAGGUGUCCAAAAGUCAAGCACGGCAAGGACAAGCCCGGAUUCAAGAAGCAAAGGGCUUACAUCUCUUGGGGUUGCGAUUCCGGUGACGAAUCAAGCGACCAAGAGGAGGACGAAGCUGCAAAUCUUUGCCUCAUGGCACACGAAGAUCAAAACGACGACGUCUAAGAGGUAUGUACCAUUUCUUCCGACUCUUAUACUUUUGAAGAAAUGCAAGAAGCACUUCAUGAACUUUAUGAAGAAUUUGUUAGCGCUUCUAAAAUGAAUAAAUCUUUAAACAAACAUCUUUCUACACUUGAAAACGAUUUUGAAAAAUUGGAAAAAGACAAUGAAAAAUUAAAACAAGAAAACAAUUUUUUUUGG
Messenger RNA from Cuscuta campestris, 1995 nucleotides. NCBI's taxonomy places the organism in Eukaryota, Viridiplantae, Streptophyta, Magnoliopsida, Solanales, Convolvulaceae. The record is from the annotation of a GenBank genome assembly.